Anneissia japonica is the source of this 4011-nucleotide messenger RNA. RefSeq names its product muscarinic acetylcholine receptor M3-like. The coding region runs from base 192 to 1400 and encodes 402 amino acids. Lineage: Eukaryota; Metazoa; Echinodermata; Crinoidea; Comatulida; Comatulidae. Gene Ontology annotation, cellular component: membrane. The transcript has 2 exons. The record is from RefSeq and is a predicted model, not a curated record. Gene Ontology annotation, molecular function: G protein-coupled peptide receptor activity. Gene Ontology annotation, biological process: neuropeptide signaling pathway.
GAGACUUCUUAAAAUUUGUUGUAAAUCUUCAUUGCUUUUUCAUUUAUCUUUCAACCUAAUUAAAUUGAGUUCGUAGGCCUACUUUACAAUAUAUGGUAUCGUAGUAAUUGUAUCAGCAGUUCCAAAAAUAUAGUGACAAAUUGAUGUUCUGGUUCUGAUGUUUAAAACAGCUGUGCAAAAGGAUCUAAAAGAUGCAUCACGGAAGUCUCCAGUCAGUGUUCUUCAGAGUCGGUGUUGGAAUUUUGUUUUCGCCGAUAAUUCUGGCUAAUUCUAUCAACCUAUACUAUCUACAUGGCCAUAUACGACGAAACAGGAAAGACGUUUCACAUCGCUUACUUUUGAGUUUGAUAAUGGCUGAUCUUCUUGUUGGUCUUCAUCUGGGCUUCACAUUCAUAAUCUCCAUUUAUGGUGCUUGGUACGACGCUCGAAAUAGCUUCCUGUGUCAGCUUCAGGGCAAUGUGACAACAUCUGCCACAGUCGCAUCAGUAAUCGGCGCAAUGAUCGUUUCCUUAGAUCGAUACAUUUUCGUAUGCCGUCCGACACAGUACAAACGAUACGUUACGCUAGCCCGUGCCCACAUCGUUAUUGCGCUUGCUUGGCUUAUCAGUUUUGCAUUUGCAUCUCCACCAUUUUGGCAGCUUGGAAAGUUCCAGUAUGUGGAUUACCUCGACACCUGCUUUACGCUGUGGGGUAUUCGCUCCAAUCUCGAGUAUGGCGCGAUGCUAUUUACCUUCGCUUUCGCUAUUCCGUUUAUAAUUGUUGUUUUUACGAAUAUACGCACUAUUCGAGAAUUACACCGAAAAUCUCGUAGAGUAACUACUUGUAAUGCUCUUGAAAACGAAGAUUUUCAAAGCAAUGAAACCGUUCAAGAGGCUGUAGCAGUUACACUCGCAACCAUCAGUAGACGAGUUAUUGGUACAUCCGAAACAUUCAUUACUGGUAACAAUGAAGCCAUGAUAGAAACAAAUUUGUUAUUAAAAUCAGUGUUUGUAAUUAUCACGGCGUGCAUCACACAGGUGCCAUAUUUCAUUCAUAUCAUCAUAACAAGUUCGCACACCACUGAAAAUCAACAAGAGCCCUACGCUUUCUCUAUUCAGUUUCUCUUUCUUCUUGUAAACAGCAUGUCUCUCACGAACGCGUUUACCUACGGACAUUUGGUGAGUUUCAAACGCGCUAUCAACAUUAACAAAAUACGGAAUGAUGCUAGCCGUAUCCAGACAGAAUGCACGACCAACAUCGAUAGGCAUGACUCAACAAAUAGCCCACCGGUACAGGAAGAGGACAACCAACCAUCACUACAUCACCUUUCGUUCGAAGAGUCUCAGGUCAGAAAACAACUGAGACUUAUAAUAGACACAACUACGUUUACGAACUCACAACGGGUAGUUAUAGACGAUUGAGAGAAGUCGUCGAUAGAGGCCGCCUACUCCUUUCAGACUCCUCAAGUGCCCUCUCGCCUCUCAUAUUUGUGUUAUUUGCUAUAUAAGGUCUCUAACGUACAUUUUACCAGUUUCUCUAUAGCAGUGCCGGGUUAACCAUUAGGGAAAUAAGGCACAAGCCUUGUGGGCCAAGCGAAAAUGAUGGGCCAUCAAAAGUUGGACCGCAAUAUUAUUUACUCUAUUUUCCGGUAUUAUUAGGCCAGAAAACUCGUUAAAUUACCAUGGGGUCCAUUCAAUUAACAUUUUUGGGCCAUUUCCAAAAUGUGCCUUGAGGCCAGACGAUGCUUAAUCCGGUAUUGCUCUAUAGCAGCAAUACCAAAUAACAUUGCUCUUUUGGAUCAAUUUUAGAAGAUACAGCAUAUUAAAAAAUAGGCUCCCAGCGGGAGCGUGUGUCUACUUUUAACUCAUCCACGCUUUUUGUAUUGGCAAUUCACUUGAAUAACUGUACAAGUAACAGAUUGUUGAAUUUUUAGUGAACUUUCUAGGACAGGUCUUAUCUAGCAGCUUUCUGUGUUGACAAUUUAUUUGAAUAACUUACAAGUAACAUAUUGUUGACUUUUUAGUUCUUUCUAGCACAGGUCUUAUCUAGCAUGACAUCAUAUUUCGUAAACUUACUUUCAAUUUUUAACUUUAGCUUAUGACCCAUCCCGUCAUCGGAUGUACUCCUACAAGGUCAAUAGCCAGACGAUAGCAAAGUGUAUAUUGACAUAAAAAUGAAUUAAAUGACAUGGUAUCAGGAGGUUUACGUCCUGGGGGUAACCUGAGUCACCCAAGAUUUGUCAAUCAACAUUAUUUUGACAAUAAUGAUGUUAAUUAUUUAAAUUAUUCUCAACGAAUGGAUAAAUUUUGAUACUGUUCUCUAGAAAGAAAGGAGAAAUCUACUUAGUCUUUCUCUUUUUCCUCUAUCCUUCUUACAGGCACUGAUUAAUAAAAAAAAAGGGAGUUCAUAACAUUUCUUUUGCUCGGUGUAAUGCCAUUAUAUAUUCAUUUGUCGGCCGUAUGCUAGCGUUGCCAAACACCCUCUUCAUUGAAUUCUAAUUGCUAUUCACUUUUUUUCUUUUAAGAAUGCACUUUAUCUCAUCUUGAAAUGUAAAUAUUUACGAAACAGUUUUUUAAUGAGCCACUUGUAUAUGGCAACCACAAACUUCGGGGAUAAGAACUUGGUUCUGCUUUCAUCUUACCCCUCCUCUUUUGUUGUAUGAUGUAAAUUUGGAGGAAGUAAAGAUAUUUUUAUGAUAUCUUGAUCAAAAUCUCUUUGGACAUUAUGAACAAUAUGGAUUCUUUCUCAGCUUGUCUUUAUUAGUUUAAGCUGUUAAUAGUCUGUAGAUUAGUUAAUAUUUUUUAGGUAAGUCUGUAGGCCUAUGUGUAGGUUACUGUAUGUAACUUUCUGUGUUCUGUCAUCGAUAUCAAGGUACAAUGUCAACAAUUAUUAUUAAGUCAAAUUCCAUUUUUAUGUGUUUGAACAAUAUAUUCGUUCGAUUCUACAAACAUUUAUAGGACUAAUCAUAACAAUUUUUACUUCAAUGACUAAAUCUACAAGUUUAGCGUUUGGAGCACGACGCCCAGAACAACAGCUAGAAACGGACAGCGAGUAGCAGACUUGUAUAUCAUCAGAAUGCAAUUUUAUAUUAAAACUUUGUCUAUCAAGGAUCGCCAUCCCUUUACAGGAGUCAGAUUUUAUUUUCAUUACUAGUAUAUCGAUAAAAAAUACGUAGACUUACUCAUCAUUAAUUUAUAACCAUUUAUUUAUAUAGAUGUGCUAGGAACUUAAAACUGUAUCAUUUCAUUUAAUUUUUUUUAGGCACGAGAGCCAAGGAUAUGCCAAUAAAUGAACUAAUCACUGUCCUAAAUCAUGUCUUUUUUUUAACUUGGUACAUCCUGUUUGAUAAUCCUCCUAGACCUAGUUUCUACUUCAUUAUCAUUUGUAAUCAUGGAAUCUGCAGUCACAUUUUACCACAAUGUUGCUAAUUCAAAUUCCAUGAGACAAAAUUACUUACCCGGUACCGUUUGCCUAACCGGCUCUAGUCGUAUAGACCAAAUAGGUAAAACGCUCAAAGGUUUGGAUACAUUUUUCAAGAAAACUACAUUUUUAACUAGACUGCUGUACUGGGGUUUUUUCAGAUUCUAAUAGUCCUCAAAUAAUUUAAACAUUUUUUUUUCUUUCCAUUUUUUUAUUUUAAUAUUUUUUGCAUAGGGUUUCUUUAUUUUUGUCUGUCACUUUAGUCAUUUUUCGUUACUCUGUCUAGUAAAGACAUUAUUAUUAUGACGCCAUUCUACAUAUUUUGAUUAUUAAUAAACGGGUAAUUAGGCCUAAGCGUUUCAAACUAGCUUACAGCUAGGUUAAAUGCAAAAUUACAGUAGAAUGUUUAAGCAUUUUUUGCCUUUAGUCUAUGAAAGUAUGUAAGGUAGAUGGAAAAUGUGCACUGUCCUCGCAGGGUCGGGUUCUAUGGUGCAAUGGUCCACACCACCCUCGCUAUUACCAAUCCCAAGUUCGACUCUCAUCGAUGUUGAGUUGGUUUCCAUGCGUGUUUUUUACUUGAUUUAUAUUUUUUUUAUGAUCUUAUAUUUACUU